Molecule: messenger RNA, 714 nt
Organism: Knipowitschia caucasica
Lineage: Eukaryota; Metazoa; Chordata; Actinopteri; Gobiiformes; Gobiidae
Source: the annotation of a GenBank genome assembly
AUGUCUUAUCACGCACAGGCCCAGAGUGUGAGGGGGGUCUCAGGGGCCUCACCACGCCCCGGCAGCCCCUGUACCAGUACCCCAGCCCCCAGCCGCAGACCUCUGGAGAUCUGCAUUAGACCAGAACUGUUUUCACCUCCGUCGUCCUCUCUCUGCACAUUCCACACAGACCCCAACCUCGUGCUAAGGCAAGCAGAGGGCAGCAGUCUCAACACACGACAGCGUAGGAACCUGCGCUCGGCUUUCGACAACAGAACGAGGGAAUGUGGCCCAAAUUCCUUCCAACACAUCUGCACUGACAGAGCUGUGGUCCUGCCUCAGCACAUCUGCACUGACAGAGCUGUGGUCCUGCCUCAGCACAUCUGCACUGACAGAGCUGUGGUCCUGCCUCAGUACAUCUGCACUAACAGAGCUGUGGUCCUGCCUCAGCACAUCUGCACUAACAGAGCUGUGGUCCUGCCUCAGUACAUCUGCACUAACAGAGCUGUGGUCCUGCCUCAGCACAUCUGCACUAACAGAGCUGUGGUCCUGCCUCAGCACAUCUGCACUAACAGAGCUGUGGUCCUGCCUCAGUACAUCUGCACUAACAGAGCUGUGGUCCUGCCUCAGCACAUCUGCACUGACAGAGCUGUGGUCCUGCUUCAGCACAUCUGCACUGACCGAGGCUCACACCAGAUGUGUCAGGUCUUUUUGGAGUGCAGGGGCCACUCCUGA